AUGCUGAGCCUCUUGUGUGCACUAACCCUGGUUACCCGGACUCUGGCCAUAGUUGGUGCUCAAGUCGGUGCCGAUGGUAUAACGAACUUGUUUGGCAAUUCCUUCGGCCUACCAGGGACUAAUGCAACCGACGACUAUAUUGUCAUUGGGGGAGGGACUGCUGGGAAUGCCAUCGCGGCCCGACUGGCCCUCGCCAAUCAUUCUGUCGCCGUUGUAGAGACCGGUACCUUUUAUGAAAUUGUCAAUUCGAAUCGUACCCAGGUCCCCGGAUACGACUUUUAUUCGGCUCUCAACAGUGUGGGCUCAAAUAAAGGUCAAUCUCUUACCGAAUUCGCCCUGGAAACAGAGCCACAAGUGGGAUACAAUGGCCGUAAGGUGGUUUAUGUUGCUGGACAGACAUUCGGCGGCAGCUCCGCAUCCAACUACAUGGGAUAUGCUCGAGCCACCUUCGGCACAUUCGAUAAAUGGACGAAGCUUACGGGCGAUGAUUUUUGGACCUGGGACAAUGUGUUUCCAGCAUACAAGAAGAGCUGCCAUUUUACUCCGCCAAACUAUCAAAAGAUCGACCGCAAAGCUAAUAUCAGCUACGAUGCCGGCGCGUUUGAUAGCACUGGCGGUCCCUUGGAGGUCUCGUAUGGCAAUUACCAAGGCCCUUAUGGACCGUAUUUUGAUGAGGCAAUGGAAAGGGCAGGGAUUCCACGACGUGAAGGAUUGAACAGCGGAACGCUCCUAGGCUAUGCCACUAUCACCGCUGCGAUUGAUCCUGAGACUGCUACUCGCAGCUCCGAAACUUCAUUCUUGCAGCUCGCCUCACGGAACUCCAACAUCAAGAUCUAUCCACAGACCCUGGCUAAGCGGAUCAUCUUCGAUGAGCAGAAGCGUGCCACGGGUGUUGAAGUUCGGACCAACUCAGUGACCAACAGCUUCACGUAUCAUCUGUCAGCUACAAAGGAAGUUAUUCUAUCCGCGGGAGUUUGGCAUUCCCCGCAAUUGCUCAUGGUUUCAGGGAUUGGGCCGGCAGAAACACUUCAGAAGCAUGGUAUUUCUGUUGUCAAUGAUCUACCAGGUGUUGGUCAGAAUGAAUGGGAUCAACCGUGGAUGGAACUUUCUUUCAAAGUCAACGUUACUACCGGCUCACAACUCCAGGCUGGGAAUGAGGAAGUCUCCGCAAAGCUGGUCGAACAAUAUCUCACCAACCAAACUGGUCUGCUAGCCAGCAUUGGCGGAGGCCAAGCCCUGGCAUUUGAGAAAUUUCCCCAGCUCUACCACCAGCAGUUCAGCAAUAAGACCCGUAAGUUCCUGGAUACGUUCCCGGAUGACUUGUCCGAGGUCAAUUACCUAAGUCUGGAAUACGGCGACAAUCCUCCUGGUCUCGGCCCCGAUGAUAACUAUAUCACACUUGGCUCCGCACUGUCUACCACCUCGUCGCGUGGCAAUAUCACCAUCAAGAGUGCUGAUAUGGCCGAUGGACCGAUUAUCAGUCCCAACUGGUUGCUGGACCAAGGCGACCAAGAGCAAGCAAUCGCCGCCUUGCAACGCAUCCGUGAGAUUGCAUUCAACAGCACGAUCGUCCAGUCUGAAUAUCGACCAGGGUCGAAUGUUACCUCGCGUGAAGAUAUCCUGGAAUGGCUCAAAGAGAACAUGAGUUUGAUCUACCACGGCGCUUCGACAUGCAAAAUGGGACCCAAAGCCGAUAAAUCAACCGUCGUGGAUUCUAGGUCUCGGGUCCUUGGUGUCGAGGGCCUCCGUGUAGUCGAUGCCAGUGCACUGCCAUUCUUACCCCCCGGUUUCCCUAUGGCCACCGUGUACAUGCUUGCUGAAAAGAUUUCCGAGAGUAUUCUGGAAGGAAACUGA
Messenger RNA from Aspergillus ruber CBS 135680, 1854 nucleotides. RefSeq names its product GMC family oxidoreductase. The transcript has 8 exons. Gene Ontology annotation, molecular function: flavin adenine dinucleotide binding; oxidoreductase activity, acting on CH-OH group of donors. Bases 1 to 1854 code for a protein of 617 amino acids. The record is from RefSeq and is a predicted model, not a curated record. NCBI's taxonomy places the organism in Eukaryota, Fungi, Ascomycota, Eurotiomycetes, Eurotiales, Aspergillaceae. Gene Ontology annotation, biological process: secondary metabolite biosynthetic process.